Molecule: messenger RNA, 1157 nt
Organism: Equus quagga
Lineage: Eukaryota; Metazoa; Chordata; Mammalia; Perissodactyla; Equidae
Gene: TMEM134
Product: transmembrane protein 134
Exons: 8
Coding region: 96-866 (256 amino acids)
Source: RefSeq, a predicted model, not a curated record
GGCUCCCUGGACGACGGCGCGGGGGCGGGGCCGCGGCGACGCGGGACAGGCGGCGCGGAUGGCGGCGGCGCAGGGCUCUUGAGCCGGCCCGGGCCAUGAGCGCCGCCCGGCCCCAGUUCAGCAUCGAUGACGCCUUCGAGCUGUCUCUGGAGGACGCGGGUCCCGGGCCCGAGUCCAGCGGCGUCACCCGCUUCGGGCCGCUGCACUUCGAGCGCCGGGCCCGGUUCGAGGUGGCCGACGAGGACAAGCAGUCCCGGCUGCGCUACCAGAACCUGGAGAAUGAUGAGGAUGGAGCCCAGCCCUCUUCGGAGCCAGAUGGAGGAGUCAGCACCAGGGAUUCCGUCCAGACAUCCAUCGGCAGCUCCCAGUGGUCCUUUAGCACCAUCAGCAACAGCACGCAGCGCUCCUACCGUGCCUGCUGCAGCUGGACUCAACACCCUUUGAUCCAGAAGAACCGCCGGGUAGUGUUGGCCUCCUUCCUGCUCCUGCUGCUGGGGCUGGGACCUGGCACCCAGCAAGUGCUCCAUAAUGUUUGUUGGUUGACUCAAAGGCCACAUCAAGGAGCAGACAGAAAUCUCUCGUUUCACAGACAUUUCCCAGGGCCUGCCAGCUGCCCCGCUCUGAAAACACAGAGCUUGGUGAGCUCCCCAGGGAGGGUCUCUGCUCAGGGGAUCUUCAGCUCAGUGCUCAUCCUGAUCGGCGUGGGACUGGAGGUGGCCCCUUCGCCAGGUGUCUCCAGCGCCAUCUUCUUCGUGCCCGGCUUCCUGUUGUUGGUCCCGGGAGUGUACCACGUGGUCUUCAUCUACUGCGCCGUCAAGGGCCACCGGGGCUUCCAGUUCUUCUAUCUGCCCUACUUCGAGAAGUGAGCCGCCGGCGGACGGCCUGCAUCCAGCGUCGCCUCCGAGCGGCCCUUGCUGCCUCCUCGCGUCCCCAGGGGGCGCUCCUCGGGCCCGCGCCCCGCUGUUUCCCUCAUCUCAAGGGAAAAGCCCCUUCAGGACCCUUGAGCCCCUAGCUCCACUGGGAGUUUGCUCAGGAAGUUUGGGGCGCCUGGGCCUGGGAAAGUGCCCCUCGCCUGCUCUGUGCCUUAACUUAUUCUCCGGCCUUGGGGCUGCUGGGUUGGUGGUGGUUUGUACUAAUAAAAGGGGUACUUAAUUCCA